Molecule: messenger RNA, 3520 nt
Organism: Taeniopygia guttata (zebra finch)
Lineage: Eukaryota; Metazoa; Chordata; Aves; Passeriformes; Estrildidae
Source: RefSeq, a predicted model, not a curated record
CCAGAGCCCGGCGGGUCCCGCGCCUCAUCCCGGCGCCUCUGUGAAUGCCAUUAGCGCCGACCGCCUCGGUGCCGGGACACCGGGCAGCCGUACCCGGCACUGCGCCCAGCCGGGCCCCGUCCGCUGCCCGCUGCCUGCCCCGGGCUCACCUCCACCGCCCAGCCUGGAGGGGGCUGCCCUGCCCGCAGGAGCCCCAUCCAUGUCAUGGAUUUGUGACCCCCGGGUCAGCAUCCGCCAGUUCCCAGCUCAGGCGGGGUAGCAGAGCCUGCGGUGAUUGCGCCGAGCCCCGGGGCUGUGGUGGGGCUUUGGUUGUCACUGGUGUCCUGGUGAGGCCUCAGUGACUGUGCCACGGGUGAAACGCAGAGGGGCUGAUGAUUGGCAUGGCUCAGUUGGUGCCUUGCACAAGGCACUGCAGCAUAGCCAGGGGGCAAGGUGGGAUCUGUAUUCUGGCACAGUGCCCUGAUAACAAUCACCUCCCACUCCCCAGGGGAGAGCGUGCUGCUGCCAGAGCUGGAGGAGGACUUCCUUACCUCGUGGUGGCACUCAUCAGAGUGGCAGACACACUGACAUGGGCCCCUCUGGGUAUUGCAGGCACCUGCUUAGCCAGAGCCUGCAAAUCCUGCUUCCAUUUGCAUGGUGCCGCGGCGCCACCAGCCAGACCCCGGCCAUGAGCCGCUCGCUGCUCCUGCUCCUGCUCCUGCUGCGCGGCCUCCCCGCUGGCCGCCCCCCGGCCACUGCCACCCCCCGCCUCAAGCUGUCCUUCCCCGAGCUGCGGGCUCGCCAUGGGCUGCGACUCUUCUCGCUGGAGCACUCCUGCUGCUACGAGGCCCUGCUGCUGGACGAGGAGCGUGGCCGUCUCUUCGUGGGCGCCAAGAACCACCUCCUUUCUUUGGCCCUGGAUGACAUCAGCCAGCGGGACAGGAAGAUCUACUGGCCGGCUCCUGUGGAGUGGAGAGAAGAAUGCAACUGGGCCGGCAAGGAUAUCACUGCUGAGUGCAUGAACUUUGUGAAGAUCCUGCACCCCUACAACCAGACCCACCUGUACGCCUGUGGCACUGGUGCCUUCCACCCAGUCUGUGCCUUCAUCGUGGCCGGCCAGCAUGCAGAAGAGCCUGUUUUUAAGCUGGACCCCCACCACACUGAGGAUGGCAAGGGGAAGAGCCCGUAUGACCCCCGGCAUACAGCCGCCUCUGUCCUUGUGGGCGAGGAGCUCUACUCUGGGGUGGCCACCGAUCUGAUGGGCCGUGACUUUACCAUCUUCCGCAGCCUGGGCCGACGUCCCUCCAUCCGCACGGAGCAGCACGACUCCCGCUGGCUCAACGAGCCCAAGUUCGUGGCCGUUUUUUGGGUGCCAGAGAGUGAGGACCCCGACGACGACAAGAUCUACUUCUUCUUCCGUGAGACAGCGGUUGAACGGCAGCAGGGGUUGGGCAAGACCAGCUUUGCCCGCAUCGGCCAAAUCUGCCGGAAUGACAUGGGUGGGCAGCGCAGCCUGGUGAACAAGUGGACGACGUUUCUGAAGGCUCGGCUGGUCUGUGCUGUGCCAGGACCUGAUGGGGCAGACACCCACUUUGAUGAGCUCCGGGAUGUUUUCCUGUUGCAGACAAGAGACAAGCGCAACCCUCUGAUCUACGCCAUCUUCUCCACCUCCAGCUCUGUUUUCCAAGGCUCAGCUGUCUGUGUUUACACCAUGGCUGACAUCCGCCGGGCUUUCCUGGGCCCCUUUGCGCACAAGGAAGGUCCCAACUAUCAGUGGGUGUCAUACCAGGGGCGUGUGCCAUACCCCCGCCCAGGCAUGUGCCCCAGCAAAACAUUUGGCACCUUCGGCUCCACCAAGGACUUCCCCGAUGAGGUGAUCCAGUUUGCCCGUCACCACCCAUUGAUGUAUAACCCUGUCUUGCCCCAUGGCCAGCGCCCCCUCUUCCUGCAAGCUGCCGUGCCCUACACUUUCACCCGCAUAGCUGUGGACCGUGUCACCGCUGCUGAUGGCCACUACGAUGUUCUCUUCAUUGGCACAGAUGUGGGCACAGUGCUGAAGGUGGUCUCAGUGCCCAAGGAGAGCUGGCACCGCAUGGAGCCACUGCUGCUGGAGGAGCUGCAGGUCUUCCAGGAUGCCUCCCCCAUCAUCAGCCUGCAGCUCUCCUCCAAGCGGCAUCAGCUCUAUGCUGGCUCGGCCACAGCGCUGGCCCAGCUGCCCCUGCACCGCUGCGGUGCCUAUGGCAAAGCCUGUGCCGAGUGCUGCCUGGCCCGGGACCCGUACUGCGCCUGGGAUGGCAACACCUGCACCCGCUACGUGCCCAACACCAAGAGGCGUUUCCGCCGGCAGGACGUCCGCAAUGGUGACCCCAACGUGCUUUGCUCUGAAGAUCCCAGGCGGGACACCGUACCCCAGAAGCAACUCUACGGGGUGGAGGGAAGCACUGUCUUUCUGGAGUGCAUCCCCAAAUCCCUGCAAGCCCACAUCCUGUGGACAUACCAGCGCACCCUGAGCGAUCCUCAGCGAGAGGUGCAGAUGGACGAGCGGGUGGUGCGGACGGAGCGGGGCGUCCUGCUGCGCAGCGUGAGGCGCUCCGACGCCGGCCUCUACCUCUGCCACGCCACCGAGCACGGCUUCACCCAGCCCCUGCUGCGGCUCUCCCUGGAGGUGAUCGGCGCCUGGCAGGCCACGGGCGCGGCAUCUGCCGGAGACCCCCAGCUCUCCGCCGGGAUGCCCCGCAAGGUCUGGUACCGGGACUUCCUCCAGCUGGUGGAGCGCCCACCGCUGGGAGCCACGGACAAGGUCUGCCAGAGGCUCUGGAGACCCCCGCCACCGGCCCGCACUCCCGCCGGCGCCCCGGGCCGCGGGCGGGGUGAGGAGCCGCGCCGAGCCCGCCGCCGGCGCACCCACGAGGGGCCGCGGGCCGAGCGGGGGCCCCGCAGCGCAUCCCCCUGGUGAGCCGGGGCCGGCCCCGGGCGCCGGGCUCUGCCUCAGGAGCGGGGCCGGCCCCGGGCGCCGGGCUCUGCCUCAGGAGCGGGGCCGGCCCCGGGCGCCGGGCUCUGCCUCGGGAGCGGGGCCGCGGGCGGGGCACGGCCUCGGCCGCCCUGCCGGCAGCGCUGCGUGGGCAGUGGCGGGGGGCAGCCGGGCUGAGCAGCCCCCCGAGGGGCUGCCGACUGCCCUUGCCACCGGCUCCAACACCGGUGGGGACCCAGCCGGCUGCCGGCAUCGCAGAGUCACCGAAAUAUUUAUUAACGACUGUUAUUAUGAAUGUAAACCUGCGGGGCCAGGCAGUGCCCCCCCCCCCCCCCCCCCAGCAUGGCACUGCGGGAGGACGGCACAGCAGGGUCACGCUCGGGUCCCAAAGGGCUACAGGCAGCAGUGGGAGCACGGAGGGGCAGGACAGGCACUGGUAGGACACAGGAGGAGGGGGGCACAAAGGGGAGAUGUUGGGGGGUAUAAAGGUGGCACCCACUGCCCUGGGUGUAGAGCAGUGGCACAGGGGACCUUGUACUAAUUGAGCACAAUAAAGCAGAUUCAGCCGCC